Molecule: messenger RNA, 336 nt
Organism: Vigna unguiculata (cowpea)
Lineage: Eukaryota; Viridiplantae; Streptophyta; Magnoliopsida; Fabales; Fabaceae
Product: putative lipid-binding protein AIR1B pseudogene
Source: RefSeq, a predicted model, not a curated record
AUGGGUUCGAAGAGUGUUGCCCCCGUUGCCCUUAUGCUCUCUCUGAACCUGCUUUUGUUUUCCAUGGUGAGCUGCAACGCCCAAAUCGCCCAUCACAACAAACCGAUUAAGUGCCCGGCAGUGCAAGUUUGCGCCAACAUUUUGCAGCCACCUUAUCAACCUGACCGUAAUUGCUGUCCCCUCAUCAGUGGUCUUGUUGACCUUGAUGCCGCCGUGUGUCUCUGCGCUGUUCUCAAGCUCAACGUCGGGGGAAUAAUCACCGUUAACCUAGACCUUCUCGUCAACCUUCUAUUAAACGCCUGCGGACGCAAACAGACAACCUACACUUGCAAAUAA